CUCCGUAGUCCGUGCUGAUAACGAAUAACGAUAUUGUAUUGUGACUACGGGAAUUGCCAUGCGGCAAGACGUAGCAACUGGCAUUCCAAUUUCUAAGUAUUCUGACAUUAAAUUUAUUCUUAAAUUUCUGAAUAGCUUUUUUCUGUCAUUUGAAUUUGAAUUUUUUAUGUUCUGCUUACAAGUUAUCACUAUGCUUUGUGGGGUAAUCUGAACUCUGUAGUAUUGUAGUUUGUACUCAAGAGUCGCUACCGCCUACCAAAGACAACUACAAUUUAUUGUUAGUUCUUAUAUGUAGUAUCACAAUUAUAAAGUCAACCUAAAACACGUGGAUCGUCGAUAAUCAUAUUUUACAGAUAUAUGAUGGGAAAAGUAAAGAAUAGGAGGAAAAGUCUAAAUUCAUUAAAAAGAAUGCGUCGGUCUGUUAAGAAUUCUAAGAAUUUGAUUGUAAAAGAAAUGAUAUCCAAAACGGUAGCUAUGAACAUUAAUGAACCAAAUGCAAGUGCGGUUGAUGUAAUAGAGGAUAACAAUGAAAAUUCACUUUCUACCGAUGAACUUAAUGAAAGUAUAAAAACGGUUUCUCCCAAAGUAACAGUAUCAAACAUUACAAAUGAUGAAAUUAUAGAUAUUACUAAUAUUACUGGUGGUGAUAGUACAUUUGAAAACUCCCCAACUGUAAGUUAUAAAAAUACUGCCCUGAACAUCAAUAAUGAUCAAAUAAUAGAUAUUACCGAUAUUACUAUCACAAGCAAUACAGAUGAAAAUGUCCAUAAACAAUUUUCAAGUGAUACAAUAUUGUUUGAUGUUGAUGAUGAUGAUGUCCAAAUUAUUGAUGUUCCUACUUGUGUUCAAAAUAAAUCUAUUGAACUUAUUACUAUAUCAGACGAUAGUGAUGAAGAAAAUACAUCAAAUCAGGAAUCUAUUGAAAAACCAAAUAAUUUUAAAUCUGUGCACGAACGUCUAGGUAUUCCUACAACAAGCACAGUUAAAAGCUCAUAUAAUAGUCCUUUACGUAACCGUAAAAGGAAAUGGGCAGAAGAAAAUAUAACUAAAUUUAAUUCUUUGGGUGACAACUUAGGAGGAUUUAUUAUUGAUACACAAAAAAUUUCUUCUAACUCACAGAAUUUUAUUACGUUGGAAAAAAAACCUGUUAAGAAGUUUAAGCCACACAUAUCUUCAAUAAGUACAACGUCUAGAACUAAUAGAAAGCUGCGACCAAUCAUCAUUGAUGGUUUAAAUAUUGGAUUUGCACAUGGUUCAGGAACGUUUUCAGGAAAAGGCAUUGAAUUGUGUAUAAAAUUUUUCACUGAUCUAGGACAUAAUGAUGUGAUAGCAUUCAUUCCACAACAUCGACAGGGACCACCUGGGUCUGAAUCGAACACCAUCUUAAAUAAUUUAGUUAAAAAAGGGCAAAUUUGUUUUACACCUAGCCGAAAAGUCCAAAAUACAAGGAUGACAUGUCAUGAUGACCGAAUUAUCCUCAACUACGCCCAUAAAUGUGACGGAGUGGUUGUUUCAAAUGACAACUAUCGAGAUUUAUAUGAAGAAAGUGAAGCAUUCAAAGAGAUCAUUGAAAAUAGACAAGUAAUGGUCACAUUUGUCAGGGAUGAAAUAAUUGUUCCAGAAGACCAAUACAAUCGAAGAUCAACUAUCCGGUCUCUUUCAGAUAUUUUGUGUUUUCCAGAAUAAAUUUAUACUGUCUAACUGUUUAAAUAUACUUCAACAAAGUAAUAUUUUAAUUACAAAUGAAAAGGAGAUUUAAUUAUCCAUGUAUUUUUUUUUUCAUUAUUCAUAUCUAUUUCAAAUUUAAUGUGAGAAACAUUUAUAAUGUAUAUUUAAAACAUUUAAGACUGAUAAAUUUUCUUUUUAAGUAGGUAGGUAUAAAAAUAAUAUUUUGUUAAUUACAUAAGAAAAAAAAAUGUAAAAUAAUGUGGUUUAGUUUACUGUUCAAUAAAACUAACAUAAUUACAAUAAUAAUUAAAAUACAUUAUUCAUUACAUUGAAAAGUUUUAUUUAUACCUAAUAAAUUACAAUUUACAAUUUUAGAAAGCAGUCAAAUACAUGUAAAAACUAAAAAAUGAAUAUGUAUUAAAUUUAAAUUUAAUAAUAAAUCAUUCUCUACGUAG
Molecule: messenger RNA, 2123 nt
Organism: Acyrthosiphon pisum (pea aphid)
Lineage: Eukaryota; Metazoa; Arthropoda; Insecta; Hemiptera; Aphididae
Product: NEDD4-binding protein 1
Exons: 5
Coding region: 358-1686 (442 amino acids)
Cellular component (GO): nucleus; cytoplasmic ribonucleoprotein granule
Molecular function (GO): RNA endonuclease activity; mRNA binding
Source: RefSeq, a predicted model, not a curated record